GUCGAAUCAGGUCGAAUUCAAUGAGCCGAAAUCGAUACAGCAUGACCAAUUCGUCUUGAAUUGUUUUCGUAAUUCUCCAGCCAAAGAACUGAUCUAUAGCAAAGCUUUUGUAAACGUACCCAUCGCCACGGGACCAGCGAAGGCGCCAAAAUUUUUGGAUCGUAGUGUGAAAAAACCAUCGAUGGCCGUGCUCAUCUUCGAUUCAGUGUCGUUGAAUCAGUUCAAACGGAGUAUGCCGCGGACGACCAAAUUCCUCAUUGACAACGAUUUCUUCACUUUCAACAUGUACAACGAGGCUAUAAUUCGUCAAGGUGAUCCGUGGUCGACAUGUGUUGACGCAAAGUGCUCACUUGCUCAUAAUGUAGCACUCAUGUGGUGA
This is a messenger RNA of Cooperia oncophora, 379 nucleotides long. The record is from the annotation of a GenBank genome assembly. Lineage: Eukaryota; Metazoa; Nematoda; Chromadorea; Rhabditida; Trichostrongylidae.